Molecule: messenger RNA, 354 nt
Organism: Mesorhabditis spiculigera
Lineage: Eukaryota; Metazoa; Nematoda; Chromadorea; Rhabditida; Rhabditidae
Source: the annotation of a GenBank genome assembly
AUGCCGAAAAGGAUAGAAUAUGCCGCGUGUUUCGGCAGAACAAUCGAAGAAAAACAAGAAGAAGAUGGCCAGCCCUCGACAGAUCCAUCCCAACAAAUUGUCGUGAGAGAUGCUUCGCUGAGAUUCGUCUCCUACGACGAUAGGUACCAAAUCGUGGUGGAGAGUCAGACUCAGUCUCUAUUUGUUGUGCCCGACUACAGUGACACUUUAACCAGCUGGCAAUUUGCCCAUCUCGGCCACAACAAUCGGGAUAUUUACAUGAAAUGUGGAUUUAUGAGAAGAUUGGCCAGAUAUUCGAUAUUCCAUUCUUUCUGCAAAACUACGAAAGACGCCUUCGAACACUUCAUAAUGGAA